Pseudomassariella vexata is the source of this 1380-nucleotide messenger RNA. RefSeq names its product chalcone and stilbene synthase domain-containing protein. NCBI's taxonomy places the organism in Eukaryota, Fungi, Ascomycota, Sordariomycetes, Amphisphaeriales, Pseudomassariaceae. The coding region runs from base 1 to 1380 and encodes 459 amino acids. The transcript has 3 exons. Gene Ontology annotation, biological process: polyketide biosynthetic process. Gene Ontology annotation, molecular function: acyltransferase activity, transferring groups other than amino-acyl groups. The record is from RefSeq and is a predicted model, not a curated record.
AUGGCAGCGACAGACACUUUUGGAGAGCUGGGACUCUCCAUUAUCGGCGUGGGAGCUCAUUACCCACCCUAUGGGCUCAAACCAGUCGAGGUCGAGAAAUUGGGCGCGAAGCACUAUCCUGAGUCGCCGGCGAUGAUGAAAGUUCUAUCGAUCAACAGAUACACCGGAAUUGACACGCGCUCGAGUAUUGGGACCUCGGACCACCCCCUCGUCAACCAAAAAGACGCCCCCACGAUAGCCCAACUCCAUAAAACCUUCAUGUGCGAUGGUGUGCCCUUGGCCGUGGAAGCGUCGAAGAAAGCAAUAGCCGAAGCCCGAAUAGACGUCUCCCAGAUCACCCACGUCGUCGCAACGACCUGUACGGACAGCGCCAACCCCGGCUUCGAUCACUACGUGGUAAAACAGCUGGGCAUUUCACAUCAGGUCGAAAAGGUGCUGCUCCACGGUGUUGGGUGUAGUGGUGGUCUGGCGAUUCUCCGGACGGCAGCAAAUCUCGCCCUGGGCCACACUGCGCGGCGGAAACCGGCAAGAAUACUGUGCGUAGCUCUCGAAGUGAGCACCACCAUGGUUCGCAGCGAAAUGGACAGUAUCAAUGAGACGCAGGAGACACGGAUAGGUGUGUGCUUGUUCUCUGACUGUGGCUCGGCUGUGGUGCUCAGCAAUGGCGUUGGCCCGCAGACCGCACCACCGGUGUACGAUCUUCUUGGCUGGGACCACAGCAUAAUACCCAAUACAGAAGACAAUCUCGGAUUUGACGUGCAUCCAAACGGGUGGAAGGUCAUCCUCACCCCGCAAGUACCCAAGCUAGCGGCCGAAUCCAUGGCGCCCAGCUUUGCGAAGCUGGUCGGAAGCAUACCAGAGUUGCCCCAGGAGUACCGCGAUGCCGCAGAUUUCGACUGGGCAUUGCAUCCUGGAGGUGCGACGAUCCUUACCGGUGCUGAGCGAGCUUUGGGCAUUUCUUCUCAGCAUCUCCGGGCUAGCUAUACGGUGUACAUGGGCCAUGGGAACUCGAGUUCUGCCACUAUUUUCAGCGUCAUGCACACGCUCCGCGGUAAGGAUAUGGACAACAUCGCGCCUGAGGGCCGUGCCAAAGAUUUCGUGGUCGGGUGUGCAUUCGGGCCGGGAAUCUCAGUAGAGAUGUGUAUUUUAAAGCGGAAUAUGGGAGCCCGCAGGAUCAGCGGACUUAUCACCCCGCCGGAAACGGAUAGUGAGGGGAGUCGCAGCGGAGGCGAGGAAGAAGUCGAUUGGGCCAAUGCCGACCCGCUAGCUUCGAUCCCCGAAAGUCUUGCGUCAGCAGAACCCCACGGGACAGUCAGCACGGGUUUGCCAACAGACGACAAUUUCAUCAAUGAGGCAUUGGCUAGUGUUGAGCUGGACUGA